UCCCCUCCCAAAAAAAAAACUGUUGGUUUAAUACACCAAACCCUACACCACAAUCACUCUCCAUUUUUUUAUUGCAUUAAACAAUGACUAUUUGAGUGGGUUUGAUAUGUUUCUUUUUCACUCUGACCCAUAAAAAAUUUCAGUCAGUUGGAGCUGGAGCUCUUCUCUUUCUUGCAAGAAAACCACCACCUGACAGGCAGGUCGCAGAGAAAUGGCUACAAGAUUCUUUGUAUUGAAAUUGUAGGCCUUUUUGGGGGGAAAGAUUUGAUUUUUCUUGGUUUUAUUGUGACAAAAUGGGUGUUGAAAUAGUGGGUUACUACUUUUUAGUGGUGGCUCUGCUAUUUAGGCCAUUGGUUUGCCAACAACCCAACACAGACGAGUCAUUUCUUCUUGAAUUAUUUGUAAAAAUGGGCUUAAACCCACCUCAAAAAUAUGGAUUUUCGGGAUCAUUCUGUUCUUGGAGAGGUGUGGUUUGUGAUGAUGAGGGACAAAAUGUUGUGAAGCUAGAAGCUUCUGGAGUGGGUUUAUCUGGUGUGAUUCCUGAUACAACUAUUGGGAAAUUGACAAAGCUUGAAUCUUUGGAUCUUAGCAGUAACAAGAUUACUACCUUGCCUUCUGAUUUCUGGAGUUUGGGUUCUCUCAUAUUUCUUAAUCUUUCACACAACUUAAUCUGUGGGAGUCUUUCUAGCAACAUAGGAAAUUUUGGGCACCUUCAAAGUUUGGACCUUUCAUUUAACAAAUUUAAUGGGAUCAUUCCUGAAGCAGUCAGCUCAUUAACCAAGUUGCAGGCUUUGAAUCUCAGUCACAAUGGGUUUGAAUCCAGUGUUCCAUUAGGGAUGUUGCAGUGCUUAAACUUGGUUUCUGUUGAUCUCUCUGAAAACAAGCUCAAUGGCUCUCUUCCUAGUGGCUUUGCUGCUGCAUUGCCACAGCUCAAGCUGUUGAGCUUAGCAGAAAACAAGGUUGUUGGCCGGGAUUCGGACUUUACGGGGAUGAAAAGCGUGAGCUUUCUGAAUCUCUCAGGCAAUUUGUUCAGGGGUUCUGUUUUAGGUGUGUUUGAAGGGGAGUUGAAGGUGGUGGAUUUGAGCAGGAAUCAGUUCCAAGGCCACAUUCCUCAGGUAAACCUUACAUCAUCUUUCAAUUGGUCCAACUUGCUGUAUUUGGAUAUGUCUGAGAAUGAGUUGAGUGGUGAGCUUUUCUUCUCAGGAUUGCAUCACUCUAUCAAUCUUAGACACCUUAAUCUUGCACACAACAGAUUCACCAAGCAGCACUUUCUGAUCAAUGUUGAUAUGCUUACACAUUUAGAGUAUCUGAAUUUGUCUUCUACCAAUUUGGUUGGUGAGAUUCCUAGCAACAUCUCACGCCUAACUAGUUUAGCAACCCUUGAUCUCUCUGAUAACCAUCUCAGCUCCCACAUUCCUCGUCUCGCGUUUAAAAGCCUCAAGUUUCUUGACCUUUCACACAACAAUCUAACAGGAGACAUCCCAUUGGUGGUGAUUGAUGAGCUCCAUCAUAUGGAUACCUUCAAUUUCUCUUACAACAACCUUAGCUUUUGUGCAUCCCGGUUUUCCCCCAAAACCCUCGAAGCUUCUUUCAUAGGAUCGACUAAUAGCUGUCCCAUUGCUGCCAACCCGGACUUCUUUAGGAAAAAGUCUCCAAAGCAUAGAGGGCUAAAGAUUGCUCUGGCUCUGACUGUCUCCAUGGUGUUUUUGCUCUUGGGGUUGCUUGUUCUCGCCUUUCGAUGUCGUAGAAAGACAAGUAUGUGGGCUGUGAAACAGGAUUCUUAUAAGGAGGAGCAGGCAGUCUCGGGGCCCUUCUCGUUCCAGACGGAUUCAACCACUUGGGUGGCUGAUGUUAAGCAGGCAACAUCAGUGCCCGUGGUCAUUUUUGAGAAGCCGCUGCUGAACUUUACAUUCGCGGACUUGCUGUCUGCGACCUCUCAUUUUGACCGGGGCACCUUGCUGGCAGAAGGGAGAUUCGGGCCUGUGUAUGGUGGACUGCUGCCAGGGGGAUUACAUGUUGCUGUUAAGGUUUUGGUCCAUGGUUCCACGAUGACAGACCACGAAGCUGCAAGAGAGCUCGAGUAUCUUGGUCGAAUCAAGCACCCUAAUCUUGUUCCAUUAACCGGAUAUUGCUUGGCUGGUGAGCAGAGGAUAGCUAUCUAUGAUUACAUGGAGAAUGGGAACUUGCAGAACUUGCUCUACGAUCUGCCACUCGGGAUUCAAAGAACGGAAGAUUGGAGCACAGACACAUGGGAAGAUGAGAACAGCGGGAUACAAAACGUUGGCCCUGAAGGAUCACUAACAACAUGGAGAUUCAGACACAAGAUCGCACUUGGCACUGCUCGUGCACUUGCGUUCCUCCACCAUGGCUGCUCGCCUCCCAUCAUCCACAGAGACGUCAAAGCAAGCAGCAUCUAUCUGGACUCCAACUUAGAGCCCAGGCUGUCAGAUUUUGGGAUUUCCAAGAUUUUUGGCAAUGGGGCUGAAGAUGAGAUUGCUCGUGGAUCGCCAGGGUACGUACCCCCAGAGUUUCUCGAGCCAGAGAGCAGCUCAUCGCCAAAGGCUCCAACACCCAAAUCAGACAUAUAUGGAUUUGGAGUCAUCCUGUUUGAGCUCAUCACCGGGAAGAAGCCAGUUGAAGAUGUGUAUGGAGAAGAGAAAGAAACAAACUUGACUAGUUGGGCGAGGGGACUAGUGAGGACGAACCAAGCAUCACGUGCUAUCGACCCCAGGAUCCGUGGGAGUGCACCGGACGCACAGAUCAUCGAGGCUUUGAAGAUCGGAUACCUUUGCACAGCCGAAAACCCUUCCAAGAGGCCAACCAUGCAACAGGUAGUUGGCCUGCUCAAGGAUCUUGAACAAAUUACACACAUUUGAGCAAAAUUAUUGUUUUUUUGAAUUCCUUGUUUUGUUUAUUUUUAGUAUCAUGAGCUCUAUGCUGCCAUGAUUAGAUUGUAUAGCAGCUUGAGUUUUACUUUUCUGACCUAUCAAAGUUUCUCAUUUUCUCUAUGUUUGUUUGUGGCUAUUAAUAGUAUCUAUCUUUUGUUUUCU
This is a messenger RNA of Salvia hispanica, 3050 nucleotides long. RefSeq names its product putative LRR receptor-like serine/threonine-protein kinase At2g24230. The record is from RefSeq and is a predicted model, not a curated record. Gene Ontology annotation, biological process: protein phosphorylation. Lineage: Eukaryota; Viridiplantae; Streptophyta; Magnoliopsida; Lamiales; Lamiaceae. Gene Ontology annotation, molecular function: protein binding; protein kinase activity; ATP binding.